Molecule: messenger RNA, 6179 nt
Organism: Haplochromis burtoni (Burton's mouthbrooder)
Lineage: Eukaryota; Metazoa; Chordata; Actinopteri; Cichliformes; Cichlidae
Gene: hectd2
Product: HECT domain containing 2
Exons: 22
Coding region: 472-2760 (762 amino acids)
Biological process (GO): protein polyubiquitination
Molecular function (GO): ubiquitin protein ligase activity
Source: RefSeq, a predicted model, not a curated record
CCUCCUUCUCCAAACAUGGCGCCGGCCCGCAGCUGUGCUGCCUCCCCGUCAGACGACGCAGAGAGGGAGAGAAAGAGAAGAAGAAGAAGCGGGUAGAAACUCGCCCCAAAGUUUAGGAAAAAAACUUAAUUUAAAACCAAGACUGCUUCGUGCUUUUUAAAGUACAUCGGAGAUUUUACGCGCCGCUUUUGGAGACGUUUACGCGUCAGGCUGUGCGCGUAACGGAAAGCCCACCUGUCCGACGAAGGUAGAUUUCACUCCGUUUCUCGUAGGAUGUGAGUCUUCCUGAUUUUUGUGAAAUAACGGAGCAGAGCGAGCAGGCAGCCGGGGGACUCGGGGUCAGAGCUGGCUCUGGUUAAAAACAUGUGCAGCCCUGUGACCAACAGCAGCACAGAGGCUGUAGAGGAGUGAGUCUUUCCAGGGGACGGGGAAAAACGCAAAACAACGUUUCCACUCUUCCACACUCAGAGGAUGGAUGGAGAACAUUCUGCGCUGUCAGGAGUUGAGAGGGAGAGAGAGAGGCUCCCACCAAUUUACAACAGCUCCCCUCCUGCUGGUUUGGGGCGAGGAGCCAAGCAGCCUUUUCCAUCUCUGGGCACCUUCAUCUCCACGCUCAGCCAGAGGAGGGACAUGGCUGGACGUGGACUGGCUGGUGGCAUCAUGGGCAACUUGACCGGUAACCACGGACUCAGACACGGGAGAGAGCUGCCUCCGAUAUGCAGCAAUGUUCGUCAAAAGCAUCGGCUCUCCAUCGACACUCUUCCUCCAGAGGUCAAAGCUCCAUUCCCCUCUGACCCCAUCAUCCCCCUGCGCACCAAGACUACCAAGGAGUUUCAGGAGGACAUGGAGCGUGCCCUCCAAUCAGGAGACUGGAGGGAGGUCCGGGAGUUUUACCUGACAACCUUUGACUCCUUCAUAGAAAUCAACGCUGCCUUCAAGCGAGAGGCGAAUGGAUUGUUUAACACUAUAGAGGACUCAGGAGUCAACACCAAGUUUGUCAACGCUGUUUAUGACGCACUGCUCAACACGCCUCAGGACAUCCAGAAGUCAGUGCUGAAAGGGAUCAUUAACAGCCUGCUGAGGGAGUGGAAAGGGCCUCGGACAAAAGAUGAUCUGCGAGCUUACUUCAUUCUCGUUCAGAACCCACAGUACUCAAGUACCAGCACCUAUGUGAUCUAUGCUCACCUGCUCAGGCAGAUCGCAGCUUUGUCUGAGGCUGACCAUCACUUCCUGGUUCACUGGUUUAAAAAACUGUCUGCAAGGCGUUUCAGACAACUGGUAGAGCGCCUCCUGCAGUUCAUCUCCACUCGCCUGUUUCCAGCAGAACCAGAUGAAUUUCCUCCUCUGUCCAAGUGCGCCUGGUGGAUUCCCUCUGCAACCAAAGUGCUCAGCCUCUUCAAUGCAGCCAACAGUGUCUCCUCCCCUCCAAUCAUGUCCUUCACUGACUUUUACAACAUUACUCUUGAACACAUAGAUUUUAUGGAGGAUUAUAGGACCUGGCAGAACUAUGGCAACUCAAAUAGGUUUUCUUUCUGUCAGUUUCCCUUCAUCCUCUCGACGGCGGUAAAGAAAGCCAUCAUCCAGAAAGACUCGGAGCAACAGAUGAUCAGUCAGGCCAGGCAAAGUCUGGUCAGUAAAGUUUCUCGCAGGCAGAGAGUGGACAUGAACCUUCUGUUUCUCAACAUUAAAGUACGACGAGCACAGCUUCUCAGCGACUCACUGGAUGAGCUGACGAGGAAGCGAUGCGAUCUAAAGAAGAAGCUGCGGGUGACUUUUGUCGGGGAGGCGGGGCUGGACAUGGGCGGCCUGACGAAAGAGUGGUUCCUGCUACUCGUCCGACAAAUCUUUCACACAGACUACGGGAUGUUUACCUACAUGAAGGACUCACGCUGCCAUUGGUUCAGCAGUUGGAAGUGUGACAACUACUCUGAGUUCCAGUUGGUCGGGACUCUGAUGGGCUUAGCUGUUUACAACAGCAUCGCGCUGGACAUCCACUUCCCUCUCUACUGUUACAGGAAGCUCCUCACACCACCCACUGUACCAUGUGACCAAAAUGCCCUCGUUGGCAUGGCAAAUGCCACCCUGGACGACCUGCAGCAGAUCAUGCCGGAGCUGGCUCACGGUUUGGGAGAGCUGCUAAGCUAUGAGGGAAAUGUGGAAGAGGACUUCUACCUCACCUUCCAGGUGUUCCAGGAGGAGAUGGGCGUGGUCAAAUCCUACAACCUGAAGCCUGGAGGAGACAAAAUUCCCGUCACCAAGCAGAGCAGGAAGGAGUAUGUCCAGCUCUAUGUCGACUUCCUGCUGAAUAAAUCCAUUUAUAAACAGUUUGCUGCCUUCUACCACGGCUUCCACAGUGUGUGCGCAUCGGACGCACUCAUGUUGCUUCGGCCUGAGGAGGUGGAGAUGUUGGUGUGCGGGAGUCCAGAGCUCGACAUGAGCGCCCUGCAGAAAGCUGCUCAGUACGAAGGAUACAGCAAGACCGACGCCACCGUACGAUGUUUCUGGGACGUGGUGUUGGCCUUCCCUCUGGAACUGCAAAAGAAGCUCCUCCACUUUGCCACAGGGAGCGACCGCGUUCCAGUCGGAGGAAUGGCCGACCUCAACUUCAAAAUUGCCAAGAUUGAUGUCCCGACCGACUGGCUGCCGAUCUCUCACACCUGUUUCAAUCAGAUCUGUUUGCCUCCGUAUCGAACCAGGAAGGAGCUCAAACAGAAACUGACCAUUGCCAUCUCCAAUGCUGAGGGCUUUGGCCUUGAGUGACUAACUCCCACAUAUACACACAGACUGUUUGCAGUGCUAUCUGAAACUUUUCCCGCAACGCAUCUGAGAUCAGAAAGGAAAUAAGUUGCUCGUUGUGAGUCAACACGUUGAGCAACUUUCUUAUGAAGAUGGAUUCAUCGAUGAUUCAAAUCUGCGGUGCACAAGAUGGAAGCUUUGCCAGGAAAACAGCUGCAGAGAAACUCCAGAAAUCCUUUAGUUUGUCCGUGGACUCAUUCUGUGAUUCAACAACACCAACAACACCAACUCUUUAAGCACUUUAGUUUACUUCAUGCUUACCCACCACAGAAUACAGUGAAGGAGGCGUGUGUUCAAACCUAAAUUCAUCACAACAGUCCCAAAUGUUCAGCCAGAUUCAUAAAAAACAAAUUUCAGACAGUGAGAGAACAAAGAGUCCUGAGUGAUGAUGGCUAAUGGCAACACCACGGAGUCAGUCUGGGAUAACACGAAGGGCUGAGAUGCUUGGAACAGCUGACCUGCCGAGUGGCUGGAUAAAUAGUCGCAGACAAAAAUGGUUAUGUUUUAAAGACAGACACUGAUCUCUGCAGCAGAGCAGCAGAAUACUAAAUUCAAACAAAAGACAGGGCAAAAGAAAAGCUAAUGCAGAAGAAACUGCCCUGCAGAAAAUCACAAAGCACGAUAAAUACAGGUGAACAUAACAGAAAAAAUACACUAAUAAAGAAAUGACACAGAAACUACUGACGAAACAAUAAUGAUGAUAAAAGGCCAAUAAAAAAACUAAUCCUAAUGGGUCCUAAUGGCUAACGUUUGAUCACCUUUAGGUUUGACCCAGAAGAUGUAAGGCUGUGUGUGCUGGAGCCCCUGAAAGGGAUGGUGUGGUCAAACUAUUCCCAUGUUUCUGCCAGCAGGCUCCUCAUUAGCUAAAGUCACACGAGUGUUCACCCUGUGGUAGCUAGGAUAGGCCACAUACACCCCCCAGGACUCUGAACUGGAUAAGCAGAAGAGAAUGGAUGGAUGGAUGUGCCAUCACAGACCGUCUCAAACUGCAGUUAAGGUGUUGAGGUUUCAGGGACGGGUAUACCUGUGCAGGGCAGUGCAAAGGGAUGCUGGGAGCUUGGUAUAUUUGCCAAGGGGAAAGCUGUAACUAGAGGAUAAGAUGGAGUAAAGUAGGACCCUAAAUCUAACCUCGCGGUCUGGCACACGCAAUGACAGCUGUAGAUCUAUAAAUCAUUUUGCAUUGUUUCAGAACUUUUACACAACCCUGUAGAUACCAUACAAAAAGAAAUAGAACUAUCUUAAAAAGUUAUGUUUUAUACAGAAUUUCAUAUAUUUGUAGGUCCGUGCCACUGAAACCCGGUUAUAUUUGUUCCCUUAAACCUUAUAUAACUAAAAACUAAACGUCUCUUAAAGGUUGCUGCUUUCUUUGGAUAAAUAUUCAAAUUGAGUCAUUUUUAACCAAUGACCUGCUGUUUGCCCACCACUGAACAUUUACUUUGGAGAGGCUCUGGCCUAACAGGAAGUUCGGCAGUAGCACGCUCCUGAAAACUCAUCAUUUAAACAUUUUCAUUUAAAUCAAGUAAAAGUAGAAACCGGAGGCGAAUGUUUCGGACAGAAACACCUCCGGAGGGGAGAUUAGUGUCAGUCCUGACUGAGGCAUUUGAAACGUGUUGCAUAUGGUUUUGUUUGGUUUGCACUGUGAGGACUUAAAGCUUUGCUGGAUGUGCUACCGUCAGAUGUACGUCGAUCGUCUUGUGAUCAGUGUUUUGCUUGUUUUUUGACAUUGCCGCCUGUUUUAUGGAACAAAGGCUGCAGCAGUUCUUUGAAAUGUUUUGAAAUGAUGACGCAGUUAAAGCUGAGCUGUUGAUUAAUAUUUGUUUUCUUUUUUAAUUUUGGUUUUCUUCUUUUGUUGUCAUGAGUGACGGCUGCCCUCGGGCUGAGAGCCGGCCUGUAGCCGAGGGCUGACAGAUUUUAUCACAAAGUCAUCUUUGUGCCCGAGAGAAACAACUCGAGUUAAGCACCUCUGUCUGACAUGCACUGCUCAUUAAUUUCCUUAUUGGACUUAUUUCGGACACUUAUUUAAAUUGAUGAAAAAAGUCCAUUCUUGCCACCAGCAUCAUAAACGUUUCAAAAAGUUGGAACUUUACGACUCGCUAUUGUUGUUUCCACAUCCUACAAAAAUCGGAAUUAGCUUUAUCCUUGGGUUAAGAUUUGGUAUCCAGUGGGUUAAACUUGGGGGUAAGAGGCCUGGGAAAGCACUGAGUUCAAUGAAACUGCAUGCCCCUCCACCCAUGCACAGAGUGGAGCCGUGGCUGUCACAGAAAGCAGGAACAGAGAGACACUCUGAGCCAAAAUCUGAGAUCCAUCAUCCAACAGAACCAAACGCAGCACUGCACUCGGGUCCUGAGAAACGCAGAGUAACUGUUGAUGAGAUUAGUACGAGUCUUUAGGUCUACACCAAAACCUAGAUUUGUGUUAACCCAACAUUUGCCGUAUCUUCACACAGACACACAGAUUCACUGAAAAAAGAACUGGUUAUUAGGUGACUCUGUGUUCUCUGGAUUUCAGGGUUCAUUCUGUAGUCGAGAUGAGGUUAUUUUGAGGCUUUGGAGCAGGAAUGGGACACUGUUUUACUCAUUGUGUUCACAUGCCCUUGAGUAAUCAGGUAUUUCAAAGAAAAUGUUUAGUUUAACUUUAUCAGUAGUGGAAAGUGACCCAUUUAGAGCUCAAGAGGCCGUUAAGUGUCAGUUUCAGAGCGGUGAGGAUUGAUUUAUAUUUAAAAUUUACAGCACAAGAGAUUCUUUGAAAUAAUGCGAUUUUUCUUCCCUGCAUAAUCAAAUAGAGCCAUCAUCAUUUCCAUCACGAGUGCAGUGCUGCUGUUUUUCCCCAAAGUGGUUUUUAUAGUGUAACAAUGACUCUGCAGUUGUUACGUUGUAGCUUCAGUUCAAGGGAGCAAAGUUACUUUGUAAGGCCUUAAAAUUCGUUCACUGCAGAGUUUAAUCAGUGGGGUAAAAAGCCGGUUGGCAUCCAGACUCUCUGCUUCUUUAACUUUGUUGAACUUUUUUGGCUUCGAAGCCGCUCUCUCCUCUCUCUACAGCUGGGCGGCGGUAAUUCCAAACCCCCAGCGCUCUCUUAUGCAAUGUUACCAUGGCAAAAUGUCUGAAAUCCUAAAAAGACACUGAAGUAACCAAGCAACAGCCGAGCAAGCCGUAUGGAUGCGCCAUCCAAACAUCAACCUAAUCUGGGUCAGUCUUUCACACUCAGCUAUAGGGUCUGAGAAAGCCCCUGACGCAACAAUGGGUCCUUUCUGUCAUUUAAUGAGCAGCAGUAGGAGCCAGAAGAGGCAGCCCGUCUCCAAGCAUCUGUUGGAGAAGGCCUCUGUGGCACAUUUGCAUCACGUUAGCCGCUUUGCUAAAUACAAAAAAAGACACAUUUUACAUGUC